Molecule: messenger RNA, 928 nt
Organism: Oncorhynchus kisutch (coho salmon)
Lineage: Eukaryota; Metazoa; Chordata; Actinopteri; Salmoniformes; Salmonidae
Product: protein unc-119 homolog B-like
Exons: 5
Coding region: 122-859 (245 amino acids)
Biological process (GO): nervous system development; cilium assembly; lipoprotein transport
Cellular component (GO): cilium
Molecular function (GO): lipid binding
Source: RefSeq, a predicted model, not a curated record
GUGCUUGACCCAUCAACGAGAAGCGGAGAUUCGUCAGUCAACAACUACGACGCCAUCUUAUUACUUUAAGGUAGAGAGAGACAGAGACAGAUAGACAAGGUUGUCAUCAUAGCUGGGAAUUAUGAGCGGAGCUAAAGCCCGCAUCGACCCGCCUGUUGCUGCUGAGAAUGUCUCGAGCGCCGGGCACAGUUCUGCGGCUCCUGCGCGGGAGCGCAAGCCAAGUGGAGGGGUUCUGAAGAGACUCAAGUCUCGGCGAAGCCAGGUUGAUAGUAGGCCCGUCACAGAAGACCAUCUGCGGACACAAGUUGGCCACAUCACCCCUGAAGAGGUCCUAGGAUUGCGGGUUGCUACACGGGGGUACCUGUGUAAACCAGAGGACAACAUCUUCAACAUAGAUUUCAUUCGCUUUAAAAUCAGAGACCUGGAGACAGAGACUGUGUUGUUUGAAAUUGCCAAACCACCUCAUACGGAGGAAGACGAGGAGAAUGGAGAGGGAGACAUGAGUGCAGGACGUUUUGUACGCUACCAGUUCACAGCAGCAUUCCUACAGCUGAGGACAGUGGGAGCCACAGUGGAGUUUACAGUUGGCACCCGGCCUCUGAACAGCUUCAGGAUGAUUGAGAGGCACUACUUCAGGGAUCACCUCCUGAAGAGCUUUGACUUUGACUUCGGCUUCUGUAUCCCAAACAGCCGCAAUACUUGCGAACACAUCUACGAGUUCCCUCAACUGUCCGAGGGCUUGGUUUGUCAGAUGGUGGAACAUCCCUACGAGACGAGGUCGGACAGCUUCUACUUUGUCGACAACAGACUGGUUAUGCACAACAAGGCAGACUACGCUUAUAACGGGGGCAGGCAUUGAGUGUAUGUGUGUGUGUGUGUGUGUGUGUGUGUGUGUGUGUGUGUGUGUGUGUGUGUGUGUGUGUGUGUG